Messenger RNA from Salvelinus sp. IW2-2015, 2172 nucleotides. Its product is annotated as integrin alpha-6-like. The record is from RefSeq and is a predicted model, not a curated record. Gene Ontology annotation, molecular function: integrin binding. Gene Ontology annotation, cellular component: external side of plasma membrane; integrin complex. Gene Ontology annotation, biological process: leukocyte migration; cell-matrix adhesion; integrin-mediated signaling pathway. Lineage: Eukaryota; Metazoa; Chordata; Actinopteri; Salmoniformes; Salmonidae.
UCGCGCUCAAUUUAAUCUCUGUAUAACCUCCCAAUGAUUUAAUUUAUGAUGGCUGCACUAGACCCCGGAAGAAUGACUAGUGUGUGCACCGUACAGUGAGCACGUUUGAGGUUCAAUAAGCCGUUUGUGGUUGUAUGUAUUUGAAGACAGCCGGGAGAGAGAGCGGAGCGGAGGGAGAGGUAGGGCAGCGGUUAUUAUGCGAGUUCGUUGAGGGCUGCUCAGUUGCACGGUUAUUUGAUUUGUGGGACAGAUUCGAUAGUCACUUGGAAAAGAAUACAACCAAUUCUGCAUUUGAACAUUUGAUCUUUCAACUACUCCAGUUCUCUACGAAUACCUACUACCUUCUGUUGCUUGUCCUGUUGUGCACAGUACAUUAUCUUCAAGGGUUCAACCUGGACGUGCGGUACCCUGUCGUCAAGGAACGAAAGACCCCGGGAAGUCUCUUUGGGUGAUCGGUGGCACUUCACAAACAGAUGAUGGGAAAGAAAAGAUACCUGACUGUGUCACGGGCGCUGCUCACUGUGUGAAAUUCAUCUGCACUCUCCGCAACAUGAACAACACUGCGACAAUCCUUGUCAGAGCCGGAGUGUGGAACAGCACUGUGCUGGAGGACUGCGGGGAAGCGUGGCGGGUGACAGUGAAUGGCAAGGCCACACUGAAACUGGUCACAGACAAACCCACCAUCAGGAUGAACACUGAGAGCAGAGAAUUCACCCUGGAUAUAGACCCAGAGCUGGGGGAUGAGGAUCUGUACCAGGUCCCCCUGUGGAUCACCAUCGUGUCUUCUGUCGCUGGGGUCCUCCUUCUGGCCUUCAUCAUCCUCCUUAUGUGGAAGGUAACGAUCAGGUACAUUAGUUAUUACAACGAUCCAAUUGAACAAGUAACCUGCACUGACGUUAGCAGCAAGAGGAGAAUGGAGAUUCAAUUUCACCUCCAACAACAAAUCCACACAAUACUAUUAGAUGGCCCGGGUACCGCGAGACUUCUACUGUCCACUGGUUCAAAAGGUCUCCCUUUUUGGAUCCAAAAUAGAUCCUGUUUGACUUGUUUUUCUGACCGCCUUCCCCUCGUCAGUGUGGGUUCUUCAGAAGGGCCAGCACCAGGGAGAUGUACCCAAGGCCCAGAAAGCUGAGAUGAAGACCCAGCCGCCGGAGGUGGAGAGGCUGACUGAGGAGUAGUGAGGCUGGGGGAGGGAGGUCCCCCUGUGGGCCUCUGGAACAAUGCACUGGGUUUCCUGGGUAAAAUAAUAGUCCUUCCAUCUGUGAGUCCUUGCAGCUUCCAACGGCUUUUUGCAGCUUGCAGUGGCUUUCCUUAACUUCAGUCUUCCUCUCUUGCUGUCAAAUUAUUAAGAGUUUCUCUUCAUCAAGAGCAUCUAUCCACAGGGGAAACAGCAUUUCAGAGGCUGUGACUUGUGUGAUUGACUUUUGUAUGAUUAUUCAACUCUUUUUCUAACCUUUUCCCCAUUGCUAACUAUUUAGUCUCUUCUCCUAACUAACCAGCUUUGCAGAGCUUGAGUCUAUUGGUUGUGUGGUGAUUUGGUCAUUUAUUUGACAUAUCUCACGAUACCCGUGAUUACAUUAGAAAGCUGUCAAGAAUCUAAACAACAGCGGGACUGAGAUUGCCUACAAUAAUGAUACUGGUGGCACCAAUGUAGAAAUACUUCUAAUAAGAACACGACAACGCCAAAGUCUACGCUUUCAAAUGUUCACUUUGCGUCGUCUACCAUUGUCCCACAGUGUGGCUUUUUCAAGCGGCCCAACCACACCAGGGAGUGAAGAUUGGCAAAGAGGAGCACUGCCAGGUAAACGAGGGAUUCCUCAUCGAGGAGCCAAACCCCAAUUUAAAAAGAAGCACUGGAUCACAAACUGGACUGAAAUGCAGCAUUACUACUGACUGAUGCCUUCAACACUACCACUAGUCUUAUUGAGAAACUCCAUCUCAAUGUGCACUGGCUGGGCGCAAGUCUGGAUUUGUGGACAUUAUCGGGAACAGGACUGAUGGUGUUAUGACUGACACAUUCCUUGUAGUGUACAAGAUUGAAUGGUCUGGACCAAAAUGUUAUUUUCUAGAAUUGUACGUUUAAUGUUGUUUUGAUGUCAACAAGAAUAUACACUGAGGGUACCAAACAUUAGGAACACCUUCCUAAUAUUAAGUUGCACCCCCUUUUGCUCU